Messenger RNA from Opisthorchis viverrini, 729 nucleotides. RefSeq lists its product as hypothetical. The transcript has a single exon. The annotation marks the transcript as partial. The record is from RefSeq and is a predicted model, not a curated record. Gene Ontology annotation, cellular component: lysosome. NCBI's taxonomy places the organism in Eukaryota, Metazoa, Platyhelminthes, Trematoda, Opisthorchiida, Opisthorchiidae. Gene Ontology annotation, biological process: mannose metabolic process. Gene Ontology annotation, molecular function: alpha-mannosidase activity.
AUGCCCAACGCUUAUGUGGGCAUACUCCUCCUUUUAUGCAUGACCAGAGAUGGCCAGUUGGACGCUACUUCAGCACAGUGCGACCAGAACCAAUGCAAUCUGGGCCGGGAUGACAAGCUCAACAUACACUUGAUUGCCCAUACACACGACGAUGUCGGUUGGACUCAGACUGUUCAGGAAUACUACGAUUCUAGUGUCCGAUCGAUUUUGGAUACGUCCAUAUCCACACUAUUAGAGAAUGAGUCGUAUCGUUUCACAUACGUGGAGAUGGCGUAUUUCCACAAAUGGUUUGUGCAACAGUCAACAUUGGUUCAGUCCAAAGUGCGUGAAUUGAUCAGGACCGGGCGUCUGGAGUUCGCACUCGGUGGAUGGGUUAGUUCCGAUGAGGCAGUGGUCUUCUAUGGGGACGAAGUGGAUCAGUUGUCAAUCGGGCGUGACUUUAUUCGCAGAAAUUUCGGGUCAUGCAGUCUUCCUCGUGUGGCUUGGCAAGUUGAUCCUUUUGGUCAUGCUCGUGAACGAGCCCAGGUAUUUUUGGAAGCCGGAUUUGAUUCCCUAUACUUUCAGAGAAUGGACUACGUUGAGAAAUAUGCUCGAAGAGACAAUAGAGAAUUAGAAUUCCUAUGGGAUCCCAGUCCAAAACAGGAACGGUCUGACGAAAAUGACUCUGGACCGUUUUCUAAACUAUUUACUCAUGUGUUCUAUGAUAAAUAUUGCUACCCGGAAGGCGGA